AUGGAGCAGCGAUUUGGAGCCAAGAAGGAAAGAAGACCGGCACUCCCACAGGCUGUCGAGGUCUAUCCAGGCGACGGCUUACCGAUGUUUGGCCGAACCCGGAAACCUUGCGCGGUAGGCAAAUAGCCUCGCUCGGGGUCACUCAAAGCGUGGACCUUUCUCAGUCAACACUUCGUCCCAUCGGUCGACUCUUCUUACCACCACGCAUACUUACCUUGUCUCUUACUCUUGACGUUCCUUCGCAUCCUUCAUUCAUCCCGAUACCCGGCUUUUCAGUCCUUUUGGACCAUUUCCCGAGCAUCGCAUGGUCCUGAAGUCACUUUGUCUGUCCCAUCAUCUUAUUUUUCUUUUCUCUAUGUUAUAUUCAUAACUUCAUUUCUGUUCACCUUUCGCAAUCCAAAAAAUACAACUCGAAAAUAAUGAAUACCAGUCUGAGAGCAUCCAUGAAAGAAAAACUGCGACUUCUCGACACGCACAAUUGGCGUUAUGUGCUCAAGGCACCACGAGUUGUCAUCCAGAGCGAAACCAUCAAUUUAGGCCGGCAACUACUACCUCUUAUCACCGUCUAAUUGCCCGAUAUUUUCCACGAAAGCCGCAUCCUCCCUGUUCAUUCUGAAUUUCGUCACCCUUUGCUUCUAUCACAUUGUUGGAUAG
Molecule: messenger RNA, 654 nt
Organism: Caenorhabditis auriculariae
Lineage: Eukaryota; Metazoa; Nematoda; Chromadorea; Rhabditida; Rhabditidae
Source: the annotation of a GenBank genome assembly